Bactrocera oleae (olive fruit fly) is the source of this 4452-nucleotide messenger RNA. RefSeq lists its product as uncharacterized. Lineage: Eukaryota; Metazoa; Arthropoda; Insecta; Diptera; Tephritidae. The record is from RefSeq and is a predicted model, not a curated record. Gene Ontology annotation, cellular component: nascent polypeptide-associated complex; cytosol.
ACAAUAUGUAAUAAGCUGUGUGGUUAAUGGCGAGAAUGGCUAAUGUGCUCCGUUCUUGGUGGGGUUUAUGUUUAUUUUUAAGCGCACAACGAUACGAUGUGUGAAUGUCUGCUAUGUGAUGUGAGAAUUUUUUAUAUCUUUUGCAAAGAAAUUUGCGAUAUUAAUAUACCUGCUACUCUGAUGCAGAUGUAUUGCUCGGCAACAAUUGCCGAACUGUGUAUGUAGGAAUGCAAAAUUCGAAAUGUUCGACCAUUUGCAUGCUUGGGCCUUGGGUUUGGCUGAAUAGUCGUAGAUACCGCAGUCGUUGUUGCAGCCACGAGUUUUACAGCAGCAGAAUAAUAUUUUUGGUGUGAGGGUUGUAUUAACUUGAUUAAAUUGCGAAAAUUGCAUUGAUAUAAGAUGAAUGUGGAAAAAUUGAGGCGACUGCAAUCACAAGUGCGGAUAGGAGGUAAGGGUACAGCUCGUCGUAAGAAGAAGGUUAUGCACCAGACUGCCACUACGGAUGAUAAAAAGUUGCAGAGUUCUUUAAAAAAGUUAUCCGUUAGUACCAUACCGGGGAUUGAGGAAGUGAACAUAAUCAAAGACGAUCUAACCGUUAUUCAUUUUAAUAACCCAAAAGCGCAAGCAUCUCUCUCUGCAAAUACCUUUGCUGUUACCGGACAUGGAGAGACAAAGAAAAUUGUAGAAAUGUUGCCGGAGAUAUUGCCACAGCUGGGUCAAGAGACGGUGGUGCAGCUGCGCAUGUUCGCUAAUUCAAUGACGGGUGCAAAGAAAUCGGCGGGAACUAUGGGCGGUAGUGAUGCGACUGCGAGUACAAAUAUGCUUUAUAGCGUUGUAGAGGAAGAUGAUGUACCGAUGUUGGUGAGUGACUUCGAUGAGGUGGCUAAAAUAGAGGCAAUGAAAGUGGGAGAGCAAACAAAUACUACUAACGAACAACCGGCACUUGAAAAAACCGAGACCAAAGGAGAAUCGACAGCAGUGUUGUCACCCUUAUCGGAAGCUAAGAGUAAUGCAAUGGGAAACAAUGUACAACCGUUGGAAAGUUUAAAUUUAAAUGUAAAAUCAAGCGAAAAGUCGGAAAUACACAACGAAAAUGAAAAUAAUUUAAAAAACCAGGAAAUAAAUACAGAAAAAGAAAACUUAAAUAGAACUGAUCAGCCAGAUGUUAAAUCAACAAAUGAUGUAGAAAAAACAAAAGAGGCGCAGAAGAAGAAUGACAAUAAAUCACAACAAAAACAGGAACCGUCCAGACAAAAAUCGAGGCCUGAAGGUAAGAGUCAAAAACCCUCGAAAGAUAAUAAGAAACCUGAUAUUAUUGCUUCGAAAACUACAACUUUAAAAUCAGACGACAACAGAGAAAUUGACAAAUCCAGUAAAGAUGAUGUUGUAAAUGAUGUCAUCGAGUCGGUAAAGUCAGUACAAAUAAUUGAAAAAUCAAAAAAUUUAAAAGAUAAUAAGGAUAAUCAGCAGACAAAACAAUUACAGCAAAAAUCAGCGAAGCAAGAACUACCAGCUACGCCAAAGGGGAAAGAAAAACAACAAGGACCAUUUGUCGAUAAUCAAGAGAAGAAGACUAAGCAAGACUUAAACCCACAGCAAAAACAAGUAGGUCUAAAAGAAAACGAAGACAAAAAGAUUGCAAAACAAGAUGAAAGUCAACAAACGAAAACGUCUUUAGAUUCAAUAGAACUAGUAAAGAUUGAGCAACAUCCAGACGAUCAGAAGCAGACACAAAAACUUCCCCAGCAACAACAUCAACAGAAUGAGUCGCCAAUAAAACAAAAAAAUAAACAGCCACAGCAAAAACCACAAAAUCAAGACAACCAGAAAAAAACGGAUGCUGAGAAAGGAUUGAAAAAAGCAGAACCUCUGCCGAAAUCAGGUAAGCAGGACGGAAAACAAAUAUUAAAAUCGUCAAAAGAAAGGCCCACUGACAAUAAUACUGAAACAAAAAAGACAAGCAAUGAAAAACAAUCUGAAGGCGCUAAACGAAAUCUAAAAGAAACGUCACCGAAUCAAAAACAAGCAAAGGAAGUUUUGGCAGAUGUUGGAAAAGAAUCUAAAAAAGACGAACCUCCUCCAGAAUCAGCUAAGCAAGACGGGACUCAGCAACAGCAAUCUGAUUCUCUAGCUAAAGAUAAUGAAGAGCGGAAGCCUCUCAAAAGUCAGCAUGAAAUUGUAAAAGAAGAGGUAGAUAAGCAAAAACCAGAAACUCAAGUUGAAAAAACCAACAAAGAUAAUGUAGGCAUUAUCGAAACCGGAAAGCGAGCUGAAACGGAUACACAUCUAGCAGACGUAUCCAUAAAAACUGUUGCUUUACAAUCAUUAGAAUCUAGCGAGAAAAUGAUGCAGAUAGUUAAUGAAAUUACCAAAGAUCUUCUGAUAGAAAAUUUAAACAACCUGCCAGAGAAAAUUAUUAAAGAAGACUCCCUACCUGACCUUCCAUCUGACCAACAGGAGGCGGUAGAAAAAGCAUUUAAAUCGGUGCUAACUGAGGAACUACGAGCUACAAACAGAUCUGUUGAAGAAACACAAGAGAGAGAGUUAAAUAACGACAACAUAAAAUCCAAAAGUCCAUUGUCUAAAACAAGCUUGGAAGUUGGUCAAGAUCUUGGUAUUAAUGUAGAUUCAUUAAACAAAGAUUCAGACGAGAAGGGUGUUAUUAUUGGUAAAGAACAAUUAUCGAGUGUUGUUAAGGAGAUUGUUGCAGACAGUCCAUCAAUCAUGGAUACAAUUCUUCCGAAAGUAAACGAAAACAAUGAAAAAUGUAUGGCAUUAGUGGAACAGAUCCCUAAUGCGCAGAUACUUCAAUCACAACAUAUAGCUACGCCAGAGGGCGACACUUUUGGUGAAAAAUUGGCGAAACAGCCUUCAUUGGCUGAGAUAGUACAGUCACUGCCACCGGCAAUACCUUUGCCCACGUCGCAAAUACCUGCCAAUAAUAAUAAUAGGAUCGAUGAUGCGAAUAAUGACAAAUUAAUUGCUGUAGAUUCGGCAAACAAACAGCCAUCAAUGGCCGAAAUACUACAGUCGCAACUCCCAACAAUACUACCGGCUGCAGCUUUACCCUCACCAAACAAUACCAUAACUGGCGAAAUGAAGGAUAUUCAUAUAUCACAGAUAUUGAAUAGAGAAGAUGUAAAAGAAUUACAAUUAGAUUCAAACGCUACUGUUAAAGAGGAGAAGUCGUGCCAACCGCAAGACCAAGAAUCCAUUACCCCCGAACUAUCAACAUCAUCCAUUGGCGAUGUAUCAGCACAGCGUCAAAUUUCUGACGAAAAACCGGCGCCCAUAUCAAUAAGCUCCAAACCAAAGACAUCACCACCAAAACAGACCACAAACAUUAAGAACUCGAACGAGACUACGAAACAACAGUCAAAGCCAUCUACAGCAAGCGAUGCUAAAUUAAAAUUGGUAACGAAGCCGCAACCGGGGCAACAGCUUCAACAACAACAAACAUCGAAAGUUAAAUCAAAGCCAGCGAAUAACAAUAAAUCUACACCAACGACCCCAACAACCCCAAACACUCCGUCGAAGAUAUCACCCGAAAAAGGAGCAAUAGACAACCAGAAAUCAAUAAUUCCCGCUACAAAGGCGGCUCCGGAUUCAGCAGCAAAAAAGGCAAACUCACCGCAAAAACAACAACGAACAGAUACAGCAGCAAAAUCUAAGUCAACAGCGGUAGCAAGUACAAAACCUGCCCGCCCUAAUACUGGUACUACCGGCACUUCUAAGAAGGCAAACACACCGCCAGCAGCAAGUAAAACAAAUGCAAACACUGGUGGAAAACAGCAGGAAAUUAACGUGAAAGGUACGGCGGCCGGUACGCAAACAAAAUCAACAACGCCGCCAAUCUCGUCACCAACAAUAGAAAAUACUGCUACAUUGAACAAACCAUCCGUUUCGAAAUAAUAAAACUUCUCCCCCAAUAUGAUGAGAAGUUUUAGCUGAGUUUAAUUAUGUUGCAUUGUUCUUACUUUCAUUCAUGCUUUUAUGAAUUACUCUCAAUGAAUAUUUUAACUUGCUAUUGCAUUUGCAUUUUGUUAAUUUCUAUUUGUUCAAAGAUCGUCUGAUGGUUCAUUCAUGAUCAUUAGUUUUUUUUAUUCAUUCUUAAAAAGUCUUUUAACAUAUUAUACUAACCUGCUCUCAUUGACGCCUUUACAUCAUAUAUACAAUAUUCAUACUAAUAUGUUCAUGCUAAUACAUUUUUCACAACUAACACCGUUUUAAAGUUAGCGUUUCUUAAAAUAAAAACAAGAAAAUGUUUCAGUGGAUAUACAAUGCAAGAAGGAAGCAUAUAGUUUUCAAAUAGAUGCCUCAUUUAUUUGAUAUUUGGACAUCGGUUUAGAUUUAUUCUUGGUUGUUUAUAGUUUGCUUAGUUUUAAGUGUUGUAAAGAACCAAAGUGUAAUCCUAAAUUCAUAAAUAAAAAUAAAUUGUAUUACUGAAACUAA